Messenger RNA from Geodia barretti, 1150 nucleotides. The record is from the annotation of a GenBank genome assembly. NCBI's taxonomy places the organism in Eukaryota, Metazoa, Porifera, Demospongiae, Tetractinellida, Geodiidae.
GCCCACAGCGCGCGUGCGCUUUUUAGAGAAACAUGACAACGACUCGCUCGGUGUGUUUACUCUGCAGAAGCUUCUUGCUGAGGGACCAACCAAGCGUCGCUUGCCUCCCCUCACCUCCCAGACUAGCUCAUACGACUCGUGAGAUUCUCCAGGUGUCCCAGUUGGUGCGGACUCUAACAGCAAACGGCGACAGUGACCAACAAGACAAAGAUUAUUCUCUGGAAACUCAACAAUUCGUUUCCAGUCUUAUCUCCAAAGACGCCCUCCGGCUCCUACCCCCGUGCAGGUUCCCCGGAGAGAUAGUGAACAUAAAACACUCGGAGACGGAAGACAAAUACACGGACGAAAUCCGCCAGCUUGUGCAGAAUGGGGUGCUCGGAUUCGACGUAGAGUGUUCUCCAGUCAACAACAGGCCCAUCGUUGUCGGGCUUGCAUCACGUGAGCUCUGUGUCCUGUGGCAGGUGAGUAGGUCGGUGCCAUUUCCCUUCGUACUCCACGGGAUCCUCUCGUCUCCUCGCUACCUCAAAGUCGGCCAUGGCUCUUCGGGAGACGCAAGAGCUCUUUUGAACUACUAUGCAGUCAACAGCAUCAGUGUCUUUGAUACACACGAGUUCUUAAACUCGCUGCCGGAGCACCUUCGACCACCGCUGCUCAGCCUGCAGGGACUGGUGGGAGUUUUUCUGGGACAGUGGCUCUCUAAAAUGAUGAGCCGCUCAAACUGGAGUAGGAGACAUCUGUCGUGGAAACAACUGCUCUAUGCCAGUACUGAUGUCUGGGCUUCUCUGGAGGUGUACCUGGCCCUCAUGAAGUAUGCCAGUGACAUUGAAGUUAUUCCACCUUCACCAGUGGAGUGUACUCUGAGGAUCUGCAGGUCCCAGCUAGUGGAACCACUGGAGAGGGCACUCGGAGAAAACGUGGUGAGAUCUGAGCAGGCAAGAUUGGCAGUUGGGGAACUGGUUACCGGGGCAACUGACUCAUCAUCAACUCGUGUUGACCUUUUGACCUCUCUCUCCCACCCUCAAUGUGCACUUAGUACUUGACUCUGAUAUAGGCCCACAUUGUUGAUGAUUAUUGAUUGCGAAGACCCAGUUUUGUGGUUUAUCCAUAGGUGCUAAUUAAUAAUUUACAGCAUGGAGAUUAAAUUCUAUCA